AGUAGUAGUGGAAGGAGGUGGAAAUAAAUGGGAAGCACAGGAACCGGGACACUUAUCCGUCAAAGCAAUACAAGUCAUUUUUCACCAAAACUGCAUUGAAUUUCUUUAAUUCUCAAAAAAUAAAUAAAAAAAGAAAAGAAACAAACGUCAUAGGUAGCUCAGUCCUCUUUCCCAUGUCUCUCUAUCUUAACGCGGAAUCAUCAAUCUUUCUCUUGAAAAUCCGCCCUCUUUGUAAAGACCAAAUCUUCUUCUCUCUUUUAACUUUCAACAUUCAAACAAACCAUAAUAAACAACUGAAACCCAUUUUUCAAUUUGCUCUUCUUCUCGUUUUAUGAGCCAGGAAAUUGUGGAGAUUUUGUGGUUGCAGAGAUCUUGAUUGUUUAUAAGGAUAAAGAAACCAAAGGUUUGUGCUACUUCAAAAUCUCUUCUUUCUCUCAAAUUAAAGAAAUAAAGAUCUUCCAUUCUUGUUGAAAAAGUUUCCUUAGAGGUUGGUAGUUUUUUAUGGCUACUGCCGCUAUAUUUUCUUCUCUAAGGCGGCGACGAUCGCCGUCUUUAGAGGUUUUCCUGGCACCGGUUGAUUUUACCGACGUGGGACUUGUACAGACUCUUGUAUCAUUGUCAACAGAGCUGGUGUCUUCUUUCUCAGGGAAGUCACUCUUCUUUCAAAGAAAGAAUUCUCGUUCUUUAAUUCGUAAAAUUGAAAUCUUUGUUGUUUUAUUGGAGUAUCUGAGGGACUCUGGGGUUGGUUCUGCUUUAUCUUCUCCCACAUUUGCUUGUUUUAAAGAGCUUUAUUUGUUGCUGUACCGCUCAAAAAUAUUGCUUGAUUAUUGUGUGCGAUCCAGCAAAUUAUGGUUGUUGCUUCAAAACCAUUCGAUUUCAGGGCAUUUUCAUGAUUUGAAUCAGGAAAUAUCUACCCUUUUGGAUGUUUUUCCAUUGGAUGAUGUUGAACUGAGUGAGGAUGUUAGGGAACAGAUUGAUCUUAUGCAAACACAAUCAAGGAGAACGAGGUUAUUGAUUGAUAAGGAUGAGGAGGCUUUGAGAGUCAGGUUGUUUUCGUUUCUUGAUGAGUUUGAGAAUGGAAGGAUUCCUGGUCUGGCGGAGUUGAGGUUGUUUUUUGUGGAGGGUUUGGGGAUUAAAGAUGCCAAGAGUUGUAUAACAGAAAUUGAGUUCUUGGAGGAGCAAAUUGUUAGUCACGAGGGAGAUAUUGAGCCCACAACUUCAGUGCUUAAUGGGUUUGUCGCAAUUGCUCGGUAUUGUAGGUUUUUGCUUUACGGGUUUGGGGAAAACGAGGUGGAGUUGCAAAUUGGGAAUCAGAAGAGGCGGAGAAAAGGGUUGAUUGCUCAAGAGAUUGCAGAAACUUUUAUUACAAUACCCAAGGAUUUUUUCUGUCCGAUAUCGUUGGAUUUGAUGCGAGAUCCGGUGAUAAUUUCAACUGGGCAGACUUAUGAUCGGAGUUCAAUCUCUAGGUGGAUGGACGAAGGGCACUGUACUUGCCCCAAGACGGGGCAGAUACUCAUGAACACUCGCCUUGUUCCAAAUCGGGCUUUGAGGAAUCUGAUCGUGCAAUGGUGUACUGCUCAUGGAAUCCAUUAUGACCCUCCAGAGAAUACAGAUUCAUCUGUGGAGGCUUUUGCAGCGACUAUGCCUUCCAAAGCUGCAAUUGAAGCCAACAGAGCUACAGCAACGCUUCUAAUUCAUCAGCUGGCAAAUGGUUCGCAAGGUGCAAAGACUGUGGCUGCUCGUGGGAUACGUUUGUUAGCAAAAACUGGAAGAGAAAACCGUGCUUUCAUUGCAGAAGCUGGUGCGAUUCCCUACCUUUGUGAACUGCUGUCUUCUACAAACUCUGUUGCACAAGAGAAUUCUGUAACAGCAAUUCUUAAUUUAUCCAUUUAUGAAAAGAAUAAAAGCCGAAUUAUGGAUGAAAAAGGUUGUCUGGGUUCGAUUGUUGAAGUAUUGAGGUUUGGACUCACAACAGAGGCAAGGGAAAAUGCAGCAGCGGCAUUGUUUAGCCUGUCAGCUGUUCAUGACUACAAGAAGAGAAUAGCAGAUGAGGAAGGGGCAGUUGAAGCCUUAGCUGGCCUAUUGAGAAAAGGGACACCACGUGGGAAGAAGGACGCCGUCACAGCUUUAUUUAAUCUGUCAACUCAUACAGAAAAUUGUGUGAGAAUGAUAGAAGCAGGUGCAAUUGCAGCACUAGUCGGGGCUUUGGGAAAGGAAGGGGUUGCAGAGGAAGCAGCCGGUGCAUUGGCUUUGAUUGUGAGGCAACCAAUUGGGGCUAAAGCAGUGGGGGAAGAGGAAAUGGCCGUGGCAGGGCUAAUAGGAAUGAUGCGUUGUGGAACACCAAGAGGAAAAGAAAAUGCUGUUGCUGCACUGCUUGAGUUAUGCCGGAGUGGCGGGACAGAUGCAACUGAGAAAGUGCUCAAGGCACCGGCAUUGGCGGGUUUGCUUCAGAGUCUGCUGUUCACAGGCACAAAGCGGGCAAGAAGGAAGGCAGCAUCACUUGCCAGAGUGUUUCAGAGGUGUGGGAAUUAUCCAUUGCAGUUUGGCGGAUUAGGUGCCGGAUAUGCAUUCGCUGGAAACUCAGCUGCAAAUAGGGAUCCAAGUUUUGUCAGCGAAGUGUCAGUGCCUGUGUCCAUAUCAGUGUCUGUUUUAUAGUGAUUAAAGUCCAAACUUUUCAUUGUCUACCCUGCUUAUAGAUGUUCCGCAAUAUUUACGAAUUCUUUCAUUGAAAUUUUAGAUGAUAAAGAGAGAAAAUUUACAGAAA
Populus nigra (black poplar) is the source of this 2764-nucleotide messenger RNA. RefSeq names its product U-box domain-containing protein 17-like. Gene Ontology annotation, molecular function: ubiquitin-protein transferase activity; protein binding. Gene Ontology annotation, biological process: protein ubiquitination. Lineage: Eukaryota; Viridiplantae; Streptophyta; Magnoliopsida; Malpighiales; Salicaceae. The transcript has a single exon. The record is from RefSeq and is a predicted model, not a curated record. Gene Ontology annotation, cellular component: cytoplasm; nucleus. Bases 502 to 2655 code for a protein of 717 amino acids.